AUGAUGGGAAGCGAAGGCAGCACAAGCCCAGCGGCUGGGGGAGGCGCCGCCUGCGCGGUGUGCGGCGGCGCCGCGGCGGUGUACUGCGCGGCGGACGCUGCGGCGCUCUGCAGCGCCUGCGACGCCGCCGUGCACGCUGCGAACCUGCUGGCGUCGCGCCACGAGCGCGUGCCUCUUUCCAUGGCCGCCGUGGCAGCUGCGUCCGGCGUGUACGACGACCUCUUCGCGCCCGACGACAUAGACGCGGCGUCGUCGUGGCCGGCGGCGGCGCCCGCGCACGCGCAGGGGCAGGGGCAGGGCAGCCCCCAGAACGGCAGCUCGUCGACCAGCUUCACCACCAGCGACAGCGGCGCGGAGGGCAGGAGCCUGUUCGACCUGCUGUCCGACGUCGACCUCGCGGCGGCCUGCGUCACGGGCGGCGGCGGCGGCGGUUACCUGCCGGACGGCGUGGCUCCCGUGCAUCACGGCGCUGCGCCGCUGUGGGCGCAGCCCGGCCUGCAGGCCGCCGCAUGGACGGCCACGUGGUCGCCGGCAGAUGCCGCGGCCGCGGCAGCUGUCUUCGGCGUCCCGGGCGCCGCCGCCGUGGUCGCCGCGGCGGCGGAGCGGGAGGCGAGGGUGCAGAGGUACCGCGAGAAGCGCAAGAACCGCAAGUUCCAGAAGACCAUCCGCUACGCGUCCCGCAAGGCCUACGCCGAGGCGCGGCCCAGGAUCAAGGGCCGCUUCGUCAAGCGCGCCGCCGGCACCUCCUCAUCCUCCUCGGGCGCCGGCACAUCGGACAGCAACAAAGACGCCACGGACGCCGCCUCCAAGUUCUGGCUCUCCUUCUCCGACGACGCCAGGGACGAUGGAGUCGGCUUCUACGUGGACGCCGGGGCCUACGGGGUCGUGCCAAGCUUCUAG
Miscanthus lutarioriparius is the source of this 900-nucleotide messenger RNA. NCBI's taxonomy places the organism in Eukaryota, Viridiplantae, Streptophyta, Magnoliopsida, Poales, Poaceae. The record is from the annotation of a GenBank genome assembly.